Messenger RNA from Acanthosepion pharaonis, 612 nucleotides. The record is from the annotation of a GenBank genome assembly. NCBI's taxonomy places the organism in Eukaryota, Metazoa, Mollusca, Cephalopoda, Sepiida, Sepiidae.
AUGUUAUUCUCUUCUGUCGUCAUCAACAGCAUCCAUCCCCCCCCCGCUACCCGAGCAUUGUUUGUGAGUGCGUUUCCGCCUUAUGCACCUUCCCUUUUCGCUUCGUCGUUGGCUUAUGAGCAGAAAAGAGCUUUUUCCUUCUAUCUGGGACCUUAUUCUCCCCCCACCCCUUGCUCUUUCUUUCAGUCUUUCAUUUUCUCUCAAAUCUUUUUUUUAAUUAUCUAUAUCUUUCUCUACUCCCAGAAUUUCUUCUUCUUCUUCUUCUUCUUCUUCUUCUUCUUCUUCUUCUUCUUCUUCUUCUUCUUCUUCUUUAAAUUCCUAAUCACCUCUCUUCUUUUUCUCUUUCAUUUUCUUCUUUUUUAUUUCUCCUUCCUUUCUCUUUCCUUUGUUCCUUUUUUAAUAUAUUUUCUUUUUAUUCUCUCUACUUCUUACAUCCGCCUCGUUAGGCGCAGAAAGCAAUUAAAUACUGCGCUGCAACGGAGAGCGAACAAUUAUCGGAAUGCUGUAUGCACCCCCUUUCUUUCUUUCUUUCUUUCUUUCUUUCUUUCUUUCUUUCUUUCUUUCUUUCUUUUCUCGCUCUGUAUAGCCUCUCCACUUGCCGAUGCGGCAUGA